Molecule: messenger RNA, 315 nt
Organism: Thelazia callipaeda (thelaziosis nematode)
Lineage: Eukaryota; Metazoa; Nematoda; Chromadorea; Rhabditida; Thelaziidae
Source: the annotation of a GenBank genome assembly
AUGAGAGUGUCUCCGGUACGUUGGGGUCUCGAAUUUGGAAAACUUGGUAAAAUCUAUGGACAAUAUAAAUUUACUUUGGCACCCAAUGAACAGAAAGUAUUCAAAGGAUUUUGGAAAGAUGCUACUGUUAAGGUGCUGAAAAAUACUUGGUUAGACCGAUGGUAUCUUUGGUUACCACAGGUUGUAAUUCUUUACUUUCUGACAGAUCUUUGUGUGAAGAUGAACCACGAAGCGUAUCGUAAAAAGCCAGAAGAAUUCAUCAAUGAAGGUGUACCACUUAAGUCGACAACUGGGUCAGAAGAAAUAUCCUCUUAA